UACAAGUUGACGGAAUACUGGUUACAAAUCUAAUCUAGACGGUGACGGAAUAUUGUGGUUAAAAGCCGGAUGCACGAGAAUCCCCAAUCGACUUGUAUACAUUCGCGAAUCGUAUCUCGCCUCAUUCAAUAGUGACCAGUCGGAGGAAUCUCAUUUAUACGACUUGCACGCGCUUCAUUCCUCUUACAAUUAUUUAACAAUUACGAUUAAAAGUGAUAUAACAAUUUCGUCAGUGAAUUUCCACGUUUCUUUGAGGAUUUUAUAAAGCGCGGCCGAGUCUAUCAGCAUGUCACGACUCACAAGUGUUUACUUCAUUUUUAUUGUUAUUCAAUUAUUAGUAACGCUAUCGACGUGUCAGGUGGACGACAGGUUGAACGUGCUUGAUGAAUGGAGAGUCCAACCACCACAAAUUGAAAUUAGAUUAUUGAAGAGCCAUACGUCAAAAGAUGGGAACAUAUUGGACAGCAUCGAAUAUAUAUUUUCGAACAAUAACGAAUACGCGGAAUCGCAGAAGCAAGAAAAUACUGGCAAGAAGUCUGAAGACGUUCGAACGGAAGAAGAGAAAAAGACUACUGUAAUACCAAAGUUUGGAGGUAGAACUAUUUUCCGUAUACCAAAAAUCCAGUGCCCCCCGGGUCAACAACGAGAUUAUUUAGGCGAGUGUAGAGACGUCUUUGUACCAUAGAAAUCAUAAUUGUGAAAAACCAGAACAAUUGCAUUUGACCGAACUAUAAGAAACUAGGAGUGGAUGUAUGCGUACGACGUUACGCAUAAAAGCUUUACUCUCUAGUUAUCUUGUUUCUAUAUACUUUUGUAAGAAAUAAAUUAAUUAUCUAAUCCUAGA
Ceratina calcarata is the source of this 844-nucleotide messenger RNA. RefSeq lists its product as uncharacterized. The coding region runs from base 287 to 685 and encodes 132 amino acids. The transcript has 2 exons. The record is from RefSeq and is a predicted model, not a curated record. NCBI's taxonomy places the organism in Eukaryota, Metazoa, Arthropoda, Insecta, Hymenoptera, Apidae.